Messenger RNA from Plectropomus leopardus (leopard coralgrouper), 2299 nucleotides. RefSeq names its product testis development-related protein. Gene Ontology annotation, biological process: spermatogenesis. NCBI's taxonomy places the organism in Eukaryota, Metazoa, Chordata, Actinopteri, Perciformes, Serranidae. The record is from RefSeq and is a predicted model, not a curated record. Gene Ontology annotation, cellular component: nucleus; cytosol.
CACGCCAAACUCUUACGAAAUAGUAGGCGUCAUUAAAAAAACAGCUCGAUCCUUGCAGCUCCUGGCACUUCUAUGAAUGAAUAAGCUGUUUUCAGAGAAAACCUCCAGGAUUUGCUGCAGGAGAAAUAACCUGAAGAGCGGAGCAGUGGUGCGUCGCUGCGAUCUCCUCGGAAAAACGGACAAAACGGGAGUAAAGUUUUUAGGGUGAACUUUAGAUUUUUGGCCAGAGAAGGCAACUUUUAAAAAGACGAUCAAGACGGCUUGUUUCAAGUGGAGAUAUGUUCAAGAAAAGCAAGAGUAAAGUGCUGGUGGAUUAUGCGUCAGAGGAAGACGACAUGUCCUGGCACUAUCAUCACUCCUAUAAGGACAAAGACAUAGAAGGAGAGGAAGAGGAGGAGGAAGCUGUUACUGCAGUAUCCAAGGAGGCCAAAGUGAAGAAGAUCAUGUCAAAGAAAGAGAGGCGGGAGAAGAAGAUGUUCUCCUCUAAAGAUGACGAGCACUUCUUGUUAACCGGAGUCAAUCUGGCUGACCGCAGAGGGUCCCACAAGAAAAUUAAGGACGAUGAGAAGGAGAAGGAAAAGAAAGAAAAGCCAGAGAAGGGCCACUGUUUCUGGGAGAGCGUUACCACGACAAUGAGGCAGAUCUCACCCACCAAAAAACCAGAGAAGAUGGAGGGCUGGGAGCCGCCUCACCUUGAGAACUUAACUGAGACCGUCAAUGACGAAGCCCCGGAGGACAAGAGCCAGAAACAGGACUCACCGGUGUCCUUCCCCGACUCUUUCAGCCUCCCUCUGGAGCUGGCCUCCUGGGCAGGCCGUGGUUUUGAGGAGGACUCCUCCCGCUAUGCUAAUCUGUCGGACUCCAAGGAUUCAACAGCUGCCGUCAGGUGGACGGCACGUGCCAAAGUCAAGCUGGCUGGCAUCAGCAGGAUGAGCAGAGGGAUUGUGUCAGAAAGCUCUUGGGAGGGGUUCAAGUAGGAGCCAUUUUUACCUCCGACGCCCCUCCCUCCUCACCUGUGUACCAUCUUUAAGGAGGAUGCUGAACCAAAUAUCUGCUAGUCUAGUUCUGGACGACACUGGUGGUAAUGUCAGCUGGUAUUGAUAUGCUGUUGUAAAGUCCCAAACAUACCACAUCCAGUCUGUUCUUAUUGUUUUAUCUUUUAAAGUCCUUAAAGACAAUAUCAGUCAGUUUUAUCAAAGUUUUUUUUUUUUUUUUUGGCAAUGUUUGAAUCACUGACAUAAACUGUAAAUCACAACAAAUAAAAGCCUUAAACUACUGUAUCAUUAUAACUGUGAUAUGCACUGGUGUGGCAUUAAGACAUUUUGAGAUUGAGAUUAGUGAUUUUUUAAAAAACUAUAUAAUUAUUGAGUCUGUCAGUGGUAGAGAAUCAAUGAAGAAUAUGCAAAUCUGCUACUGCAGACCUGUUUUCACUUCCUUUCUAUCUAUGCAUCUGAGUGAACAAUGUGACUCUGGAGCCUUAAUUUAUAUAUCUAAAAUGGGCUUAAAAGAAUACUUCAUUCCACAAAUGACCAUUUGUAGCCUAAAUCAAUCACUCAACCUCUGUUAUGUUGAAUUUCUUGAAGAAAAUCUCCUUUUACUUUCAUUCCUCCAGUGAACAAAGAAUCCAUAAGAAUCCAUACAGGGAUCAUGUGGGGGCAAUAAAUCUAAGCAGCCCCCACGGCGUUCAUAAAUUGAUAUAUUUUUUAAAUCUUAUGCUGAAUAACAUUCAUGCAAUUUGUAAUGAUGACAAGAUAAAAGCCAAACUGUGCACACUUGUUUUUUGGGAAAAACCGCCACUCCAUGCAGACGUGAAGUGCCUUGUAUCCAUAGAGUGACGUCAUUUGUUUGCUGUCAGUUUUAAUGAGAUCAUCCUUUGAGCACAAAUCUGCUUAGCUCAUCAUAAUGUCUGUUCAGGUGCAGGCGGGUCAACCCUGCAUCGGCCCAUUGAGACACUAACGGGUUUCCAGUUAAAAUCCCUUGAUGCUGUUAACUUCACCAGCAGGAGCAGAACUGUUAGUGUGCUACAUUAUAAAAACCUGCCAAGUUCUUUAAUGCUGUUUGUUAAUGAUUUUUGUUUUAGGUGAAUGAGAAACGUCACGUCACCAGUCUUUGCUUCUCUUUUCUCUUCUUUUGCUGUGUUUUAGUCUGUUUACUGAAUUUGUUUGAUACUUAAAUCUGCUUCAUUGCAGCCAGAAGUGUACACAGAUACAGGUCCACUUCCAGGGUCGCCUGUAUCCUGUAUUUAUUCACUGAGCGGCUGGGUCACAUUUUCUCAUGCAGAAUAAAGAUCUAGUCUGAC